Molecule: messenger RNA, 1332 nt
Organism: Saccharomyces kudriavzevii IFO 1802
Lineage: Eukaryota; Fungi; Ascomycota; Saccharomycetes; Saccharomycetales; Saccharomycetaceae
Gene: ERG12
Product: mevalonate kinase
Exons: 1
Coding region: 1-1332 (443 amino acids)
Biological process (GO): isoprenoid biosynthetic process; ergosterol biosynthetic process
Cellular component (GO): cytoplasm
Molecular function (GO): mevalonate kinase activity; ATP binding
Source: RefSeq, a predicted model, not a curated record
AUGUCGUUACCGUUCCUUACUUCGGCUCCAGGCAAGGUCAUCAUUUUCGGUGAACAUUCUGCUGUGUACGGAAAGCCUGCCGUUGCUGCCAGUGUGUCUGCAUUGAGAACUUACUUGUUAAUAAGUGAGUCCUCCACCCCUAACACUAUUGAAUUGGACUUUCCAGAUAUUAGCUUUAAUCAUAAAUGGUCCAUCGACGAUUUCGAUGCUAUCAUCAAGGAUCAAACCAACUCUCAAAAGUUGGCGAAAGCUCAACAAGCCACUGAUGAAUUGUCUCAAGAACUUGUCAGUCUUUUAGAGCCCUUGCUGGCUCAAUUGUCGAAAUCUUUCCAUCACCACGCUGCGUUCUGCUUCCUAUACAUGUUUGUUUGCCUAUGCCCACACACCAAGAAUAUUAAGUUCUCUUUGAAGUCCACACUACCCAUUGGGGCUGGAUUGGGCUCAAGCGCCUCUAUUUCCGUGUCGCUGGCCUUGGCUAUGGCUUACUUGGGGCGGUUGAUUGAGUCCAAUGAUUUGAAAAAGCUAUCUGAAAGUGAUAAGCAUAUAGUGAACCAAUGGGCCUUUAUCGGUGAAAAAUGUAUUCAUGGCACACCAUCAGGAAUAGACAAUGCCGUGGCCACUUACGGUAAUGCCUUGUUAUUUGAAAAAGACUCUCACAAGGGAACAAUAAACGCAAAUAAUUUCAAAUUCUUGGAAGAUUUCCCAACAAUUCCAAUGAUUCUUACUUAUACCAGAAUUCCAAGGUCCACUAAAGAUCUAGUGGCUAAUGUUCGCGUCUUGGUCACCGAGAAAUUUCCUGAUGUUGUGAGGCCAAUCUUGGAUGCGAUGGGCGAAUGUGCUCUGCAAGGCUUAGAUAUCAUGACUAAAUUGAGCAAAUGUUCCGGCACGGAUGAAGAGGCUAUUGAAACCAAUAAUGAAUUGUACGAGCAAUUAUUGGAAUUAAUAAGAAUAAACCAUGGGCUGCUUGUUUCUAUCGGUGUUUCUCACCCUGGAUUGGAAAUUAUCAAAAAUUUAAGUGAUGACUUAAGAAUUGGUUCCACGAAACUGACUGGUGCUGGCGGAGGCGGUUGCUCUUUAACCUUGUUACGUAGAGAUAUCACUCAAGAGCAGAUCGAUACUUUUAAAAAAAAGUUACAAUCUGAUUUUAGUUACGAAACAUUUGAAACAGAUUUGGGUGGUACUGGUUGCUGUUUGCUAGGCGCCGAAGAUUUGAAUAGAGAUCCUAAAACUAAAAACCAAAUUUUUCAACUAUUCGAAGAGAAAAAUACCACAAAGCAACAAAUCGACGAUUUGUUGUUGCCAGGAAGCGCAAACUUACCUUGGACUUCAUAA